Aricia agestis (brown argus) is the source of this 1087-nucleotide messenger RNA. It is a transcript of the gene Gbs-70E, whose product is annotated as protein phosphatase 1 regulatory subunit 3C. The coding region runs from base 65 to 913 and encodes 282 amino acids. NCBI's taxonomy places the organism in Eukaryota, Metazoa, Arthropoda, Insecta, Lepidoptera, Lycaenidae. Gene Ontology annotation, biological process: regulation of glycogen biosynthetic process. The transcript is spliced from 2 exons. Gene Ontology annotation, molecular function: protein phosphatase 1 binding; glycogen binding. The record is from RefSeq and is a predicted model, not a curated record. Gene Ontology annotation, cellular component: protein phosphatase type 1 complex.
AGUGAUUCCGUUUAGUUCGGCGUUUAUCGUCGUGUGAUAUAGACGUGUGUUGUGUGAUUACAGAAUGUGUGCUGCAAUCGACAUGCUGGCCUCCGAAAUGUUCUUUGGCCGCAGCCCACCAGCCGGUUUCCUAAGCGACUACACGCCACAAGUCAGACGGCCAACAAAAUUAACGUCCAGAGGAUAUUCAGCGCCGACGCUAUCGCUGCUCAAACCUGUGCACUUGACGCUCUCGGCGGCGACGAGAUCGUGUAUUCGAAUAUCGAGUGAUAAGAAGAAGAAAAAUGUGGUUUUCGCCGAUGAUAGAGGCUUUGCAUUGGAGCAGAUCAGAUUUAUGACGGAACCAUCGCACGUUCCGCCGUACUGGGCGUUGAAAAUAGUACCAAGUCCACCGCUGGAGAGAAAGCCACCCCCUAAGGUGGUGGACCUUUGGGAGGCGACGUUUCCUCAACCCGCUUCAGAUUAUAUUGGAUUUAGAAGUAGAAUAACAGAAAAAUGUGUUUCAUUAGAAAAUGUGAUAGUAAAACAAAACGAAUGUGCCGUGGAUGGAACUGUUAAAGUAAAAAAUCUCGAUUUCAAUAAGGAGGUGUUCAUUCGUUCUACUGCAGACGGCUGGAGAACUAACGAAGAUACGUACUGCGCGUUCGUGGAGUCUGGACCGCCUUCUGCGAAAGGUGUUCCCACUUAUGACACUUUUGGAUUCCGUCUUCAACUGCCGAUACACUCGAAGAGGUUAGAUUUUUGUGUUUGCUUCCGGUGCAAAGGAGUCGAAUACUGGGACAACAAUAAUGGAAAUAACUACACGAUAUCUAAGUCUUCGGCGAGGGGUUCUUCGGCUAUUUCCUGCGCAAGAAUCAACUAUGGGAACUCGUGGACGGCUCCUACCGACAGUGGGUCUACGCCAUAUUGGUGAACACUCAUAGAAAAAUCUUAGGUGUUCCAUUUCUGAACAAGAUGUGAGGUACGUUGGCACACAUCUAUUUAAUGAUAUAGUACUAUUUUAAUGAAAUGCCAAUACUUGUACAUCUGCAAAUGAAUAUUUGUGAUUUUUCCGAGCUUGAAAAGCUCAAGGUUUUAAAUAUUUUGA